AUGAACAACAUCAAUAGUGAUAUGUGGGAUACCCACAUUCAUUGCCUGGACCCCGUGCGUUAUCCCUUCAAACCAACCAGAUCAUACACGCCAGCACCAGCCCCUCUAGAGUUGCUGGCCAAGGAUACAAUCGCCAGAAAUAUUGUGCUAGUCCAAGCCUCAGUUGAAGAUGGUCAUUCUGCUCUGGCGAGUCAUCUCGGCCGUAUUCGCUCUGAAUAUCCAAAUGUGCUUGCACGCGGGAUCAUAUCUUUGGACGAGGAGAUAUACACAUUAUCAAAAGAGAAGCUGGACACCCUUCAUUCUCUUGGGAUCCGAUUUUGUCGCAUUCAUGGGUACUUCGGUGGUAGUUCUACAGACACCGCAAGUCUACAGAAUCAGAUCAAGCUCUUUGCUCGUUCCUACGCUGCCCGAACCUUGGGCUGGGGGAUCUCUGCUCAGCUCCCCUUCACAACUUGGCUUUCCCUGAGGCCCUUUUUAUGCGAUGACCCAGACGUCCUCCAUAUCCCAAUCAUCAUCGACCACGUUGGCUGUUUAUCGCCCGCAGAUAUAGAGGGCCCUGGCUUAGAUGACUUUAUCAUAUUACUGCAACGCGACGGGGUAAAUAUCAAAAUUUCUUCUCUCUACCGACGAGACAAAUCAAUUUCAAACAUGCGACUCAUAAUUCAAAGGCUAGCUGCCGAUGUACCAUCUGCUCUGCUCUGGGGUAGUGAUUGGCCCCAUGUGGACAGUUUAUAUCAGGGUGACAGCCCACCAUCGGUAUCGGAAGCUGUGGAUGCCAAGAAGGAACUUCUCGCCAUUACAGGAUGGCUUUCAGCUGAGCAAAUCUCGGCAAUGCUUGUCGAUAAUGCCAAGCGUGUGUUUGGUCCAUGA
Penicillium cosmopolitanum is the source of this 870-nucleotide messenger RNA. RefSeq lists its product as uncharacterized. The transcript has a single exon. Gene Ontology annotation, molecular function: hydrolase activity. The record is from RefSeq and is a predicted model, not a curated record. Bases 1 to 870 code for a protein of 289 amino acids. Lineage: Eukaryota; Fungi; Ascomycota; Eurotiomycetes; Eurotiales; Aspergillaceae.